Molecule: messenger RNA, 1044 nt
Organism: Closterium sp. Naga37s-1
Lineage: Eukaryota; Viridiplantae; Streptophyta; Zygnematophyceae; Desmidiales; Closteriaceae
Source: the annotation of a GenBank genome assembly
AUGGCGGCGCUGAAGGCCGCGAUGUACGGCGUGGUGGCCGCCAUGACCGUCGGCGCUGAGAUCGAUGUGCCGACUGAUGCGCUCCGCACGAUGCUGGCGCCUGACGUGGUCGUCACGGCCAAGGUCCGCCUACUAAAGGCGGCGGAUAUCAGCCGAAUGAUUUGGGAGGAACUCAUCACUAAUGGAGAGACCACGCCAGUGCCGCUCACUCCUACCGUGGCGCUGCUAUACGUGCGCUUCGAGCAGAGCGCCGAGUCCCAGGGCUCGGCGACGCCUCUGACGUCGCGCACGUGGCCCUUCGCCGACUCCGCGCAGCUCCCGCCCGUCUACGCCACUCCGCUCGCGUUCAUCUCGCCCAUCGUCUCCUUCCGCCUCUACCCCGGCGAACCCGCGGGGCCAGCGGCGCAGCAGAAAGAACUCGGCCUGAUCGAGAAAGGGGAUUAUCCGGGAGAUGUAUCCUUCCAGAUGUCUCUUGGCGUUGCGCAGUCUCUUAUGUCUUUUCCACGAAAGUGCACGGUGAUUAAUCUGCAGGGCGGUAUAGACCAGCAGACGCUGUCGACUCAAGGUGUUCCUGAUAAAGCAGAGUGUUUCAUGUACAGCACGUUCAACAGCAGCUACUUCUUCGUUCUCACGGAGCCGGUGGACAUUCAAGACCAGGUCAAGUUUCCGCCACCCCCUCCGCCAUCCCCUCCGCCUCCGCCCAGUCCCCCUUCUCCGCCUCCGCCUCCCCUAGCUCCUCCUCCCCCGCCACCUCCCGUUCCGCCUCCUCCCCCGCCGGCUGGAGGCAGCAACACGGCCCUGAUCUUGGGCAUCAGCAUUGGCGUGGGUCUCGUGGUGUUGCUGCUGGCGGGCGGCUUGGCGGCGUUCGUUUAUAUUUGGACGGUCAGGCGGAAAAAGCACGCGCAGUCUCAGCCCGAGGGCAAUGUGGGGCGCGCGCAUCUGAUCGCUGCAAUAUCGACCGUGAAAGGCGGUGCGCAAGGCCAUGCACGCGUGGAAAACAGCAUCGCACCCACACCCAGUGGGGGAGCAGGCUCAGGACGGUAA